AUGACAUCUCGUGUGGGCCCUCAAGCUUCAGGUACAGAUGGGAGUGACUUCAAACACAGAGAGAAUGUGCCCCCGCAGUACCAGUUGAGUGCCUUGAUAAAGUAGGAGUUGCGGAAGCUCAACUUUGUCCACCUUCGGCUGUGGCUCGUGGUGGCGGCCCAGCCGAAGCAAACUCGACCUGGUGCCCAGCGACCCUGGCGUCCCUACAGAUGAUAGUACCCCUACCUGAUCAGUUUCUUUCCACUGGUCACCAGCAGCCUGUCGCUGUCCAAGAACAACAUCAGCUGCCUAGUGAUCUCCAUGAUCAGCUCAGGCCUGUUCUCCAUCGCUCGACUCUUCUACGGCAUCAUGGAGAUGCUCGGCGAGGCCCAGUAGCUUUACUGCCAAGGCAAGGCCUACCGCUUCGUCUUUGGCUGGGCGGAAGUCACCGUCAUGUACCUGGUUAUAGUUGUGGCGGUGCAGGUGGAUGCCUGUCAGAUAUACUACAGCAAGAAACUGCUGGACGCCUGGUUCUAUUUCACACAGGAGAAGAAAAAUAGAUGA
This is a messenger RNA of Oncorhynchus gorbuscha (pink salmon), 543 nucleotides long. It is a transcript of the gene jagn1a, whose product is annotated as jagunal homolog 1a. NCBI's taxonomy places the organism in Eukaryota, Metazoa, Chordata, Actinopteri, Salmoniformes, Salmonidae. The transcript is spliced from 2 exons. Gene Ontology annotation, cellular component: endoplasmic reticulum membrane. The record is from RefSeq and is a predicted model, not a curated record. Gene Ontology annotation, biological process: granulocyte colony-stimulating factor signaling pathway; endoplasmic reticulum organization; vesicle-mediated transport.